AUGCAGGCACGCCAGCAACAACAGCAGCAGCAGCAGCAGCAGCAGCAGCAGCAGCAGAAUGCCUUGCUUCAGCAACGCUCCCAGCAGCAACGCCCUGCAAAUGGUGGCCCCCUCCCCGAUGACCUCAGCACCCUCUCCCAGACCGAAAUUGAGAACGUUUCCCGCCUAGCCGGCCAGAUGUUAGCCAAAACAUCCGCUGAGGACAUGGAAAAAAUCAGAAUGAAUCUGUCGAACAUGACGGCUGAGCAGCGACAAUACCUAGCUCGCAAGAAAAUGGACCCGUUGACGUACUUCUUCCGCUCCCAGGCUCUCGCUCAGAUGCGUCGACACCGCCGAACCCGCAUGGAAAUGGGCCGCAAUUCGAACCCCGGUAUGGACCCGAACGCCGCUGUGAUGAAUGAUCCAUCGAUGAACACCCAGCAGCAGCGGCAGAUCUUCCAGAACAUGUUGAACCUCCAGCGUAAUUCUGCCGGCGCCGGGAACAACAGCCAAGGCCUGGACCCCAAUGUCCUCCUGGGUAACGUGGAGAACAUCCAGGGUCAGCAGGCGGACGGCAUGCGCUCUCAAGAAGCCGGGCAGCUUGUUGUCCCGGCCAGCUCUUCUCAAAUGAACCACCAGCCUUUCCCCAACCAGCAAAAUAUGUUCAACCCCACUAUACCAGCUCCAAUCCCCCCCCAGGAUCGAAUGCAAUUUCAAAACCAGGCUCAGGCUCAACAAGUCGCCGCAGCCCGAAUUCAAGCUGCUCAAAAAGCCCAGAUGACCAUGUCAGGACAUGGCCAGAACAAUCAGCCUCAAACGCAUAUGUCUCAGUCGAGUCCUGUCAUGCCCAUGUUGAAUCAACCUAUGGCCCCCGGACAGAUGUCUCCAGCUCAAGCGCCCGGUCAACCUCGACCUCAGUCGCGCCCACCCAACAUGAGCCAGCUUCCAAAUGGUGCACAGGGCUCACAGUCCAACAUCCCCCGGCCCCAAAUCCCACAAAAUCUUCCCCCUGCAGUCCAGAACCAAUUGGCUCAGAUGUCGAAUGAGCAACUUCAUGCCUUCCUCAUGGCUCAGCGCCGCAACCAGAUGAAUAUUAUGAACAGUCGCCAGCAAGCAGGAUCUCAGCAUGCCCAGGGCCAAGCAGUAUUCAAUAACCAGAUUGCCAACAGCGCCGGUGCAGCACGGAAUCCGAUGAAUCACCAGCAAGGUAUUCCAUCUGGCCCUCAGCAGAUGCAUAAUCAAUUGUCCGCCCAACAGCGUGCACUCCAGCAACAGCGCCAGGACCAACUCUACAAACUGCACCUCAUGCGUCAGCACACCAUGGGGCUGAGCAAUGGAAUGGAGAUGACCCCGGAACAAGUUGCAGAAAUGGAUCAUCUGAAUUUCCCAAUGAGCAUUCUCAACAGCAGUACCUCUCAAGUUCCGAAGAAUAUCAAGACUUGGGGCCAGCUGAAGCAAUUCGUUUCCCAGCAUCCUCAGGCUGCAAGUGGAGUGGACAUCUCAAAACUGAUGAUGCUACAAAAGCUUCACUUUGCUCAGAUGAUGGGUGCAUCCAACCAAAACGCAAAUGGCCAAGGUCCUGGUGACUCGUUGCACCCGAUUACAGGCCCCGUACCUCAGAUGCCCGGCCGACAGAACGUGCAGAACAACGGCCAGCUUCCAGGUCAGCCCGGAAGAGCAGUUCCUCCAUUGCGUCCAAUCACUGCCCACGACAUUCAGAUAGCUCGUCAAAAGCUGGGUCCUAGUUCACGGAAUUUCUCGGACGAGCAUAUUCGCGACCUUAUUCAAAACCGGCAACGACAAAUCAUGAUGGCCAAAAACCGGCAGCUUGAGGCAGCAGCCCAGGCGGCACCUGCAGAGAGUCAACCGAUGCAGCAGCCUGCGAACCAUAGCUUACCUGUUACUGCCCAGAGACCAUCAGGUGUCAACAAUGUUCAGCAGCAACCUGUGGACCAAGGUCUCGUGACCGUGAACGCCAGGGCGCAACCGGCACCCGCCGCGAAAGCUAAGGCUGUGGCCAAUAAACCCGGACCCAAGAAGAAGGCAAAUACUGAUGAUGUGGGAGAUAGCCGCUCUAUUGCAUCUUCUCAGCAGCCUCAGCCUCAGCAAUCUGCCGCUGCUGUUGGUCGGCCAGGACCUGCAGCUUCGCUAUCCCAAGACCAGUUCCAUAUUAUGAACCCCCAACAACGUCUGCAAAAGGAGGCUCAUAUGCGGAAGCAGCAACAGAACUUCAUUAAGGGACCGCCCUUGAGCAAGGCUGUGGCUGAGAAAGCGUGGCGUACAAACGUCCCACCUCGCAUCCUGGAGGUUUAUGACGAGAUCGAUCGAACUGCUCCUCACUCCUUGAAGGCCGUCAUGUCUAAAUUGAUGAUGGACUCGUUGGAUGUAUUGUCCAGGUUGGACAUGGUGGUUACGAGUGGAUUCAGUCGAAUGCAGGGGCAGGAAAAGAGCUUGAGGAACCUUCUCGCUAUGCGUUGUUCGAUGAUGCGCCAGUUCAGUGACUCGCCCGACUGGGUUCUGAACGAUAACUUCACGAUCACCCAGGACUACUUGACCGGAGGAGUCUUGUUUAUCCGAACGCUGUUCCAAAUGAUGAUGCUCAAAAUGAAUCAGUCACAACGACCUGGAAAUUCUGCCCAGAAUCCCUCCGCCCCGGCUGCCGCCCCGAUUCAAAACAACAACACCCCACAGCUUAAUGCUUCCAAUCUCCAGCAGCUGCAAGACCAGCAGGAAGAAGCACUUGAACUUGCUCGGCGUGGAUCCGGCCAGACUGGGGGUCAGAAUCACCCGUCCACUGCUCCAUUUGGGGCCCCAUCUCCUCAAGGGGUUCCUCAUGCAUAUGGUCCAAACGGCUUGCAACCCGAGAAAUUAAAGCUUCCCCCGCCUAAGAAGCGCAAGCAGUCUCAGGGCGGGCCUAUCAGUGCCUCGCCCGUGCAGCCAGAGGCCUCUCCCAAUAUGGUAAACAAAACUAAACAGGCGCCUGGGCCAGGCAAGAACCAUGCUGUGGCGUCCGAUUUGUUCAAGUGCUCUGUUGUUGAAUGCCAACACCAUUCACACGGAUUUCCUACUGAGGCUGCGUUGCUUCAACAUGUCGAGGAGGCUCAUCAAGCGGAGGAGGAAGAAGAGAUUGGCGAUAUUUUGGAGUGGUAUUCGAAGAGUGUCGCCAUUGGCCUGGGCUUGAACGCGGAUGACCAACAGAACAAGGUCAACAACGGUGUUUCAGCGACCAACCCUCCCAACAACAGGCAACAUGCUAUGGCUUCCCCUGCUAAGAAUGGAAUUCUGACACCUGUUACCGCGAGCAACACACCCAUGGCUCGUGCCACCAGUCAGCUUGGAAUCAAACCAGCUACUCCUCAGCUGCUUACCCCUCAACAAGGCAACAAAGCGAAGCCAUCUCCGAACAGCGACGCCAAGAAGCCGGGCAAGCGGACACUGGAUGAGAUGGAGGGCAAGGAGAAGGAGGAUCCGUGGAAAGAUUGUCCAAUCUCUAUGGAGACGUUCCAUGACACCUUCAGCCCUCUUCUUUCGCUUGGUACUGACCCAUGUGAUGAGUUCUUGAACGACGCGAUGUUUAAUCAAGAUCAAUCUGACGAUACUCCCGACUCGCUGGACAACGGCAUUCUCACACCGAGUCAUGAAUAUUGGAAUGCCCCAGACGAUGAUAGUCAGCCUGUCGGCAAUUGGUGGGAGUGGGAGCCCGAGGGUGGCAUUCCUGACACCGAGGCAUCUGAUUCUGAUCUUGAGAUGACCAAUGUGCCCAAUCCAAACUUGCCAAAUGAACUCGAUGCUAUCCGAUUUGAGCUGAGAGAGGGAGGCAAGUACCACAACAUGGUCAAGGAUCUGCCUGAAAUCCCCACAGAUCCCGAGACUUUGAAGAAACUGGUCGACUGGGAAAACAUUCCAGAGUCGGAGACGACGACGCUUGAGAACGGCGGCAUUGCUAUCGCCACCGUGUAA
Molecule: messenger RNA, 3939 nt
Organism: Penicillium chermesinum
Lineage: Eukaryota; Fungi; Ascomycota; Eurotiomycetes; Eurotiales; Aspergillaceae
Exons: 3
Coding region: 1-3939 (1312 amino acids)
Biological process (GO): regulation of transcription by RNA polymerase II
Cellular component (GO): mediator complex
Molecular function (GO): transcription coregulator activity
Source: RefSeq, a predicted model, not a curated record